Molecule: messenger RNA, 1515 nt
Organism: Aspergillus melleus
Lineage: Eukaryota; Fungi; Ascomycota; Eurotiomycetes; Eurotiales; Aspergillaceae
Product: putative transcription factor Rap1
Exons: 4
Coding region: 1-1515 (504 amino acids)
Biological process (GO): telomere maintenance via telomere lengthening; regulation of DNA-templated transcription
Cellular component (GO): shelterin complex
Molecular function (GO): telomeric repeat DNA binding
Source: RefSeq, a predicted model, not a curated record
AUGGAGGAGACGGAUGUGGAGGGAGUCAAGGGUAAUACCAAUGCAGCAUCCGACUCGCUUUUUCAGGGCAAGCAGUUCUGGCUGUCACAGAAUAUUCCACAGAGAAGUCGAUUCAAGGAAACCAUCGAGCAAAAUGGCGGUAUCAUACGACUCUUUGAGAAGGAUGCCGAGAUCAAAUUGGUGGAUCAUAUGAAAAGAAAUCGGAAUCUCUCGGCAGACACGUUUUCCUAUCGCUUAGUCGAGGACUCCGUUCGCAAAGGGCGUCUACAAAACCUGGAAGACUACAGGUGUGGACCUUCGGCCUCUCGUCCGGUUGGGGCGACCAAUAUACCCAGCAGGGGACAUAAGAUCCUGUACACUUUGCAAGACGACCAAGCACUCUGGGAUUGGAUGCAGUCAUACGAAGAUGAGCCCAAUGCUCCCAUCCGUGGUAACAGAAUCUAUCAGGAAUUAGCCGUAGUGAAUCCGAGGCACACUUAUCAGUCUUAUCGCGAUAGAUACUUAAAAAGGCUCCGUGGAAAACCACGCCCGGGGGGUCCGCCGCAAUCUACUGUCCCUUCUGCCACACAAGAAAGCAACCAAAGAGCGCAGACUCCGACUCAAACCACAAAUGCAGCUGCGUCUGCAGCUGCAACUGCAGCUGUUGCAUCAUCAUCCAAGCAACUUUCUCAAGGCCCUGGAACAGUUACUCAGGUGGCUGAAUCUAGAAAAAGGAAACGCACCCCGUCCCUCGACGCCUCGGAUGACACUGAUUCUAAUGGAGGGGAUAUCCCUGCUCGGAAGCGAAGGGCAACUGGGAGCCCUGGAAGCGAGGUGAAAACCCCAACCCCGGAGGUUCCUCCGCAAAGUCGGCAAGAACCUCCGCCUCCACCAAAGUUCAUACUCCCAACACCUGACAAGAAUAUAACCAACAAGCACAACAAUGUGAAGGGAAAAGGUUCUAAGAAGCCUCGAGAGCGAGAACGAGAGCCAGAGCCAGAACGAGAACCUGAGCCAGAAUCUAAGCAAGAACCCGAAAACGCACCAGAGCAACCCCCUCAACACACUCCAGAGCAAAAGCGAAAAUCUCCAAUCCCAGUCAAUGAAAUCUAUGAACCGGAACCAAUUGACGAAACCUUCCUGGAGCUUCCUUUCCUACCAUCUAGCCCAGGGAGCUCAGAACGCGAAGAACAACCGGAACAAGACAUUGACGCCUGGAUUGACAACCGUCUCCGUACUGGGAUAGCAAAGACCGAGGAUCAAAUCAUCGAGGCUCUGCGCUGUACCAGCAUGGACCCCCAACUCGCCGACCAAGUCCUAGAACACCUAGUUGCAGGAAAGGGCAUCCCAAAAGAUAUGCCAGGAGUAUGGACAGCUGAGGAUGACAAAUGCAUCGAAGGGAGAGACACCAGAGACAUCGAAAAGGUUUUAGAAAAGCACGGUUCUGAAUUCUUCAACUCGCGCUGGCAAUAUCUCGACUUGGCAAGAACUGCCGGGUUGGAAAAGGGUCAGGAGGAAGGUAUCACAGAACUCUGA